This is a messenger RNA of Orbilia oligospora ATCC 24927, 1131 nucleotides long. RefSeq lists its product as uncharacterized. The transcript has 7 exons. Gene Ontology annotation, molecular function: molecular adaptor activity; GTP binding; GTPase activity. Bases 1 to 1131 code for a protein of 376 amino acids. Lineage: Eukaryota; Fungi; Ascomycota; Orbiliomycetes; Orbiliales; Orbiliaceae. The record is from RefSeq and is a predicted model, not a curated record. Gene Ontology annotation, biological process: cytoskeleton-dependent cytokinesis. Gene Ontology annotation, cellular component: septin complex; microtubule cytoskeleton; cytosol.
AUGUCUGGUCUAAGCGCCACCCGAAAGAAGAAGAACAUCAAAAAGGGAAUCCAGUUCUGCUUGAUGGUAUGCGGUGCCUCAGGGACAGGCCGAACUACAUUCGUCAACACCCUUUGUGGCCAGAAGGUCCUAUCGAGCAAGGAGUGCGAUGACCCAACCUCAGCUCAUCAAGAAGAAGGCGUUCGUAUCAAGCCUGUUACUGUUGAGUUGGACGAGGAGGGAACUCGUAUUUCCCUUACCAUCGUCGAUACCCCCGGGUUCGGCGACCUGAUCGAUAACGAGGCCAGCUUCUCCGAGAUUGUUGGGUACCUUGAACGACAAUACGACCAUAUUCUCGCUGAAGAGUCUCGUAUCAAGCGUAACCCAAGGUUCCGCGAUAACCGUGUGCAUGCUCUUCUCUACUUUAUCACUCCUACAGGCCAUGGCCUCCGUGAACUCGAUAUCGAACUAAUGAAGAGGCUCUCUCCACGCGUCAAUGUCAUCCCAGUCAUUGGCAAGGCCGACUCGUUGACCCCCUCUGAGCUUGCGGAGUCCAAGAAGCUCAUCAUGGAGGAUAUUGAGCACUACCGCAUCCCUGUCUACAACUUCCCCUACGACGUUGAAGAGGACGACGAAGAUACCGUUGAGGAGAACGCCGAAUUGCGUGGGCUUAUGCCAUUCGCUAUCGUCGGUAGCGAAGAUAUCGUCGAAGUCGGCGGCCGCAAAGUCCGUGCUAGACAAUACCCAUGGGGUAUUGUCGAAGUUGAGAACCCACGACACUCGGAUUUCUUGGCUAUUAGGUCAGCUCUACUACACUCGCAUCUGGCUGAUCUCAAAGAAAUCACCCACGAUUUCCUCUACGAAAAUUACAGAACGGAGAAACUUUCCAAGUCUGUCGAUGGCGGUGCUGCGGAGGAUAGUACAAUGAAUCCUGAGGACCUUGCUAGCCAGUCCGUGAGGUUGAAGGAGGAGCAGCUGCGUCGUGAGGAAGAGAAGUUGAGGGAGAUUGAGCUUAAGGUUCAACGUGAAAUCAAUGAGAGGAGACAGGAGUUGCUUGCCCGUGAAUCCCAGCUCAAAGAAAUUGAGGCGAGAUUGGCCCGUGAACAGAAGGAGUUGGAAGAAGGAAUCCCGGAUGAUGCAAAUGGUCAUUAG